CAAAUGACUUGAAACUCGACAUGACGAUCAUACGUACUUGGACAGAAGUCUCGAUGCUGUGCUGGUGUCCGUAAAGGAGGGACGAUCACGGCUCGCGUAGACUGUAGAGCAUGAUCCAACGUGGCGGCCCCAUGCUGUGUGGGUUAUUUUGGUCGUGUGGUGGGUGGCGCUGUUGGAAUAUUUGCAACCAAGGUGAGCCACAUGGUGGGAUUACAGAGGUAGUGUGUGUGUGCCGCGAGUCAGGUUGGCAGUGGAGUCAGAUGUGUAUGUGUUCACCUUGGACAUGUCUGUCGGCCUAUCGAUCAGGGAUUCUUUUGUGGUGUACCCAGGACAUGGCCUCUGGAUUACGCGACUACAAGCUAGCGCGCUUGGCGUCAAAAGGCAGGCGCAGGUUGCAUUCGGAAAAUGACAAUGACGAGUUUGUGUCACAUCAACGAGAACUGAGGUGCAUGAUCUGAAAAUGCGAUACCGAUGUGCCUGAACGAUCCAAAAUAGCGGGACCGCGAACGAUGGUGGGUGGAUGGGUGGAGAGGCAGAGAUGGCGAGUACAUUGCAGGCAUGUUGAUUGAUUAAGGAAGAAAAAGGUACUGCGCUCGCCUGUCGCGGUUACCGGCCACC
Messenger RNA from Bipolaris sorokiniana ND90Pr, 618 nucleotides. RefSeq lists its product as uncharacterized. NCBI's taxonomy places the organism in Eukaryota, Fungi, Ascomycota, Dothideomycetes, Pleosporales, Pleosporaceae. Bases 111 to 458 code for a protein of 115 amino acids. The record is from RefSeq and is a predicted model, not a curated record. The transcript has 4 exons.